GCUGUCGUGAGUACUUGAGAUUAUGCCCGAAAUCCCGGUGAUGCAGCGGCACGGCCGAACAAUCAGCCCUAUAUAAACCCACUCACUCUGGACCAAAACCCUACCAGCAUAACACCAGAAACAAGAAAUCAUUUCUUCUUACCAUUAUCUAAACAAUCUGCCAAAAUGACCACCGCCACCCCCUUAAGCAUAGCCCGCAUCGACGUCUUCCAAAAGACCCUCCCCUACUCAGGCGGCACCUACACCCUCUCCAACAACCGCACCUACACCUCCUUCGACGCAACCCUCGUACGCAUAACAGCCAACACCGGCAUCGAAGGUUGGGGCGAAAGCACCCCCUUCGGCUCCACCUACAUCGCAGCACAUGCACUCGGGGUCCGCGCCGCCAUCGCCGAAAUCGCACCCAAACUCAUCGGCCUGGACCCCCGGCGCGUGGACCGCAUCAACGACGCAAUGGACGAAGCACUACUAGGCCAUGAAUCCGCCAAGGCUGCGAUUGAUAUCGCAUGCUGGGACGUCUUCGGGAAGGCCGUUGGGAUGCCUGUUUGUGAGUUACUAGGUGGGCGCACGGAUGCCAGUCUCCCCAUCAUCUCAUCCAUCUAUGUUGGGCAGCCCGAGGAGAUGCGUCAACGAGUCGCCGAGCAUAGGGAGAGAGGGUAUGUAGGCCACUCGCUCAAGAUUGACGGGGAGCCGUCGGUAGAUGCGCAGCGCAUCACGGCUUGUCUAAAGGAUAAACAGCCUGGGGAGUUCUUCCUGGUCGACGGGAACUGCGGACUUACCGUUGAGACUGUAUUGCGGAUGUUGAGACUCCUCCCGAGUGAUGCGGGACUAGACUUUGUGCUUGAAGCGCCGUGUGCGACGUGGCGGGAGUGCUUGUCUCUACGGCGCCGAACAAACAUACCGAUAUAUUUCGACGAGCUUGCGAACUCGGAUGUCUCGGUUGUGCAGAUGAUCGCCGACGAUGCGGUGGAGGGGAUUGGGAUGAAGAUUACCAAGAAUGGAGGGCUGACGCGGUGUUGCCGGCAGAGGGAUAUUUGUCUUGCGGCGGGUUAUACAAUGACGGUGCAGGAUACUGUGGGAUCUGAUAUCUCGUUUGCGGCGAUUGUGCAUAUGGCGCAGACCGUGCCGGAGAGGAAUCUGAGGUGUGUUCUGGAAGAUCGUGAUAUGGUCACUGUGAAAACGGCGGAUGGGCCGUUUGAGGUUGUUGGGGGCAGAGUGACGGCGCCGGCUUUGCCUGGCUUGGGGAUUACGGUGCGCAUGGAUGUUGUUGGGGAGCCGGUUGCUAGUUAUUAAUUAUAUCAAUAGAUCAGUACUAGUACCAUCUACGAAAGAAGGAAUAAGUUAAUU
Aspergillus versicolor CBS 583.65 is the source of this 1347-nucleotide messenger RNA. RefSeq names its product mandelate racemase/muconate lactonizing enzyme family protein. Lineage: Eukaryota; Fungi; Ascomycota; Eurotiomycetes; Eurotiales; Aspergillaceae. The coding region runs from base 166 to 1293 and encodes 375 amino acids. The record is from RefSeq and is a predicted model, not a curated record. The transcript has a single exon.